GCAGACGGACCAGUGACAACUAGCUUGUUAGCAGUCGUUGGAAACAGCGCCGUACUCAAAGCAAGUUCUGAUGUUACCCGGUCUAACCUUGGUUGAAUUUACUCAUAUCUCAUUCUAGUUUGGACUGCCUACUGAUCGAGAGGUUGAGGUUCCCGUGGUGAAGAUGGGAGUACCGAAAUUUUACCGAUGGAUUUCAGAGCGCUAUCCUUGUCUCAGUGAAGUUGUCAAGGAACACCAGAUUCCAGAAUUUGACAAUCUGUAUCUGGACAUGAACGGCAUAAUCCACCACUGUUCACACCCAAACGACGAGGAUGUCCACUUCCGCAUCUCAGAGGAGAAGAUUUUUGCAGACAUCUUCCAUUACCUGGAGGUGCUCUUCAGGAUCGUCAAGCCUCGGAAGGUCUUCUUCAUGGCCGUGGAUGGUGUUGCGCCGCGGGCAAAGAUGAACCAGCAGAGGGGUCGAAGAUUCAGGUCUGCUAAAGAAGCAGAGGAUAAGAUUAAAAAAGCUCUGGAUAAAGGAGAGGUGCUUCCCACAGAGGCUCGCUUUGACUCGAACUGCAUCACUCCCGGUACAGACUUCAUGGCAAGACUUCAGGAGCAGCUCACGUAUUUUGUCCACAACAAACUCUCAACUGACAAGAUGUGGCAGAAUGUCAAAGUUUACUUGUCUGGUCAUGAGACCCCAGGGGAAGGGGAACACAAGAUCAUGGAGUUUAUUCGCUCUGAGAACACAAAGCCAGGCCAUAACCCUAACACACGACACUGCCUAUAUGGCCUAGAUGCUGACUUGAUAAUGUUGGGUUUAACCAGCCAUGAGCCCAAUUUCUCCUUGCUCAGAGAAGAGGUCCGCUUCGGAGGAAAGAAAUCCCAGAAAAGGAUAACAGCUCCAGAGGAGACAACCUUUCAUUUACUUCACUUGUCUUUGAUGAGGGAGUAUAUUGACUAUGAGUUUUCUGACCUUAAGACUCAUCUUGGGUCUGAUUAUGACUUGGAGCGAAUUAUAGAUGACUGGGUUCUUAUGGGCUUCCUGGUGGGAAAUGAUUUCAUCCCUCACCUGCCUCAUCUUCACAUCAACCAUGAUGCUUUGCCAUUGUUGUACAAGACCUACAUCAGUGUUCUACCACAGCUGGGGGGUUAUCUGAACGAGUACGGCCAUUUAAACCUCAGAAACUUUGAAAAAUACCUGGAGAAGCUUUCUGAGUUUGACCAUGAACAUUUCAGCGAGGUGUUUGUGGACUUGAAGUGGUUUGAGAGUAAAGUCGGCAACAAAUAUCUAAACGAAGCUGCUGGGGAGGCGGCAGAGAAGGAAGCUGCUAGAAAAGAUGCCAGCAAGAAGGAGUCUGCGCUGGCAGCUCUGACCUCAUCUGCCGAGGCAACUGAGGAAGAAAAGUUAAAGGUUGCAGAAGAGGAGGAGGAAGAGGAUGAUAUAUUUGAAACCGAGUUCAGACAGUAUAAACGCACCUACUACAUGACCAAGAUGGAUGUAGAUGUGGUGUCAGAUGAGUUUCUCGCCAAGCAGGCCAAAUGUUAUGUGGAAGGCAUCCAGUGGAUCUUGCACUACUAUUACCAUGGUGUUCAGUCCUGGAGCUGGUACUACCCCUACCACUAUGCUCCCUUCCUGUCAGACAUCAGGAAUAUAUCUGGGCUAAAACUGACCUUUGACCUUGAGAAACCCUUCAUGCCUUUCCAGCAGCUGUUGGCAGUCCUUCCUGCUGCCAGUAUGGAGCUGCUACCUGAGUGUUACAGGCACCUUAUGACCAGUGAAGGUUCCCCCAUUAUUGACUACUACCCUCCUGACUUUAAAAUGGACCUUAAUGGCAAGCAGCAGGAAUGGGAGGCAGUGGUUCUCAUUCCCUUCAUAGAUGAGAGGCGCUUACUAGCAGCCAUGGAGCUUUACAACCACAAGCUGACUAAAGAAGAGAAGGCCAGGAACCGGCACACAGAGUGUGCAGUCUACUCCUACGACAAAGAAAUUGACUUCCCAUACACGUCUAGCCUCCCUCAGCUGUUUCCCAACAUUGUCCACUGCCACGCUAGGAAAGCACACAUACCUAUGGAUGCCUGGCAAGUGUCUUUGGAUUUUGUCUACAAGCGCGUGGACCGCUCAGCGCUCUACUUCUGUGGCUUUCCCACCCUGCAGCACAUCAAGCACAAGUUUUUCAAGAGGAAGAGCGGUGUGGUUGUGUUCCAGCAGAGCAGCAGAGGGGAGAAUAUGAUACUGGAAAUACUGGACAGCCAGGAAGGAGAGACGAUCUGUGACGAUGUUGCCUCUCAAGUGCUGGGGAAGUCUGUGUUUGUCAGCUGGCCUCAUCUAGAAGAAGCUCGCAUUAUUGCAGUUUCCGAUGGAGAAACUAAGUUUUAUCUAGAGGAACCUGCUGGUGUCCAGCGAGUGUAUGACAGACCCUCCACUCCCCCACCCACCAAAGUUGCCUGCCUGUCUGACAAGGAGCAAAGGGAAUGGGUCAAAGAUGUCCAGGGAAUCACUGAGCACUUCAUCAAGAGGAAAGGCAUAAUUAUAAAUGAAACAGAGGUGGUUUUGUAUGGCCAGUUGCUGACGGGUAGGAAAUAUGUCCCCAAAGCCAGCGGUGUGGUGGAGCUAGAGAAGCAGUGGUCCAAACAAGUGUUGCCCUUUGCCUACCAGACUGUGGUGAAGGACAUCAAGGCUUAUUACUCAUAUUUGAACUUUAAGAGCUUAGACGAGCUCUUCCCUCAAGCAACCACUGUCUUCAUGGUGGGGAACCCAUACUAUGGUGCCAUGGGAGAGGUGCAAGACUCGAGUGAUGUCAUUAAAGAUGGACGGGUACGUGUGGUCUUCAAUGUGCCACACGAGCCACAGCUGGAGCCCUUAAUCCAGAACCAGCAUAAAUACUGUGUGAAGUACAGCCCUGGAUACGUUCUGGCGUCUCGUCUUGGAAUUACCAGCUAUCUCGUCUCCCGCUUCUCAGGAAGCAUCUUCAUUGGCAGAGGAUCUAAAAGGAAUCCUUGUGGGGAGCAAAAAGCAAAUGUUGGUCUGAACCUGAAAUUCAACAAGAAGAAUGAGGAGGUUCCUGGUUACACCAAGAGAACCGAGAAGGAGUGGCUCUAUUCUGGCGCUGUGGAGGAAUUACUGGCUGAAUAUCUGGACAGAUUUUCUGAGGUGUUUGACAGUGUGUCCAGAAACAGCCAUGAUGAUGUCUUCUAUGAAGAUGACAUUUGGCCUGGAGAGGAUCAAAAUGGGGCUGAGAAAGUUGCUGAAAUCACUUCAUGGUUGAAAGGUCACCCAGUGAGCUCCAUCAGCAGGACGUCAUGUGACCUGCAGGUGCUGGACACCGCCAUCGUGGAGAGGAUUGAGGAGGCUGUGGAGAAGGUAAAGGUGAAGAAGAGCACCAAGAAAGUUCGUGUUACUGUCAAGCCACAUCUGCUCUUCAGGCCCUUGGAGCAGCAGCAGGGUGUGGUUCCAGACCCGGACGCAGAGUAUCGGCUGUUUGACCGAGUCAUCAACAUCAGGGAGAGUUUCACUGUCCCACUAGGACUCAAGGGAACUAUCAUCGGCAUUAAAGGAGCGGAGCGUGAGGCAGAGGUUCUUUAUGAGGUCUUGUUUGAUGACGAAUUUGCCGGUGGCCUUAACAUCAGGUGUACGUCACCUCGUGGUUACCGCCUCCCUCCCUGUGCUCUCAUCAACAUCUCCCACGGAGCUCGAGCAGAUCACAACUCCCACAAGCUCACUGCCAUCGUCAAACCGCAGCCCGUUGCCGGAGCCAACUUCAGCGCUCAUCGGCAGCUGGCCGGCCUCAACCAUUCACCGAGGUCGCCCUUUAUACCCACACAGCAUAACAACAAACAAGGAGUGGUGAAGACAGGCACCCAGGGCAACAGGAACUCCCCAUCUAAAGGUCCUAUCCAGAAACAGGUGAAGAGUAAGGAGGAGUACAUGGAUGUAUGGCAGUCUAUACAGAACUCUGGUCCCCCGAACAAACCACCAGCUCAUUGGCAAAAUAAUGAGGGUCAUGUCCAACAUGGGAAGAAUCAGUCUACUCCAGUUGGCAGCAUCAGACUGCUGAAGAAAAAUGAAGACAUCGACUCCCUCACCCCCUCACAGAACACCGCCAAUAAGACCACAACUGAAUUUGAGGACCUCAUUGCUAAUCUGAAGAUCUCUAAAGGAAGCCAGCAGAGCUCACUUCCACCUGCUCCUCCACAGGCCCCCAACAACCAGUCAGAUAGCCCGCUGUCUCCUCAGUCAUUUGCCUUGAAAGGAACAAUGGUGCUGAAGGAGAUGCUAAAGAUCGACACCUCUGGCACUGCAACACAGGACAUGGUUGACAACAGCCCCUCUGGAGUCCAGCAACACAACAGGAGGCGCUCUUCCAAGAAACUUGCUGCAAAAAUUAACGCCCCCCACAGUGACACAGCAGCAUCAGUUUCUCUGUCAUCGGUGUCCUCUCCCAACCUUCCCAACACCGUGCUGACCAGUAAGGUGUCAGAGCUGUCAUGUGUCUGUUUGGGAUUAGCAAUGCCACCUCCAGAAUUCAGCUUCAUAUGCAACAGACAGGGCCUUGUUGUGUGUCAGGUGAGGCUGUCCAAUGGGCUGAUGGUUCAUGGUCCACAGUGCCAGUCAGAAAGUGAUGCCAAGGAGAAAGCAGCUUUCUUUGCCCUCCAAAGACUGAACUCUGUGGGUUCCGGCUUCCCGCUUCCGCCUCCUUUGUACCCAGGAGUGGGUCAGAUACGACCUCCGGCGUUAGGAGCCAUGACCCCCGUCUUCAAUCAACAGGGUGGUUUAAUGUUGCCCCCUCAGGGUUUCGCCCCCGCCCCUCUGUGGGGAAUGGCGCUGCCCCCUCAUCAGCACCAGAACAAACCUUUUUAUGGCACAUCAGGAACUUUCCCUGGCGCCGUGUGCCCCCAGCCUGCAACAACACUGCCCAUCGGCUCACACAACCAGUUCAUCCCGUUACAGGUGACCAAGAAGAGGGUCUCCGCCAACAAGAAGCAACAGGAAACUCGUGAGUUUUACAGCGCUGCCAGAAACCAAAUGCAGAAAUCCCAGAACCAGGCGUCGGGUCAGGUCCAGUCUCACAGCGAAGCAUCACGCUGCAAAAACGACGAGCCGUACCACCGUGCUGCCCACAGCAACCCGUCCACGCCCGACGCCGGCGCGCCAGACGCUGUACGCACAACGACCGCACACACCCCCCCUCGACAACAUGCCCCAGCAACAGGCCACACCCCUGGCUCCGCCUCUAAACGGAAGCACAGGAAGUUGGCGGUCAACUUUGAGGCAGCGAAGGUCUCUGAGUGAUGAGCUGAGGCCUUUGUGUGAGAACGGUGGAUGUGUGUGUGUGUGUGUUUGUGUGUGUGUGUGAGGAUUAGUAGCUUAAAAAAGCUACUAUUUUUUUAAAGCCUGACUUAACAUCUCUGAUCAAAACCUUGUCGUUGUCAGUCAACAUUUCAGCACAGAGAAAGCCUUUCUCACAUUUUUUUUAGAAAAUAAUAUUCAACACAGAAAAUGUGACUGAACACAACUUUAUUAUCACUUUUAAUGCCUCAAACCCUUAUAUUAAGCAUGUGAUGGAAUUCCAUCGCCCUGCACCUCCUGAUAACAACAGACUGAAAAUUGUUGCCUUUUUCAGACAGUGCAUCCACUUUCUUUUAGCAGGGCUUUUUUUUUUCUUUAAACUGAGAUUUUAAUGCACUAUUUGGAUUCAAAAAAAGUUAUGUUUGUAGUUGACUGAUGCUUCUUUUAACUGUGUGGGCUGAUGCGACAUGAGAUGACAAGCUCUGAGAUUAAUUCAGCAGGGCUUCAAUGCAUUGAUUCUAAAUCUUCCUGUUGUUUACACUUUAGGUUGUUACCCAGUGUUUCUUACAUAUCGUUGUGAACUAAGCCUCCAGCUGCCUGGAAUUAUAGGCAAUUACUUUGCUGAGCACAUGAUGUCUGGUAGAACUGAAAGAUGCAGCUACAAAAAUAAGAAUAUCAUUUAUAACCCACGUUUGUCCCAGCACCAUCCAUUUACACCUCUGUAGGUUUAGCAGAGUUCUCCUGGCAACACAGAGCGACAACGCACGUCUGAAAGCUCAGUGCCUACUGGAAACCUUUGUUCUCAGGGAGAUGUAGUCAUGGUCCUCUCUGUACAAUGGGCUCUGAUUCGCUUUGCAGGGGCAGCUUUAACUUCCACUAUUCACAAUAAUAAGAGAUCAUUUUCAUAGUAUAUAAUUUGAAAUGGAUGGUUUGUCUUUGUGUUCAUUAAGAGAACCAGGCCUUUUAUCAUGGUAACACACAGUUUGAAGCACUAUUCAUUUUUUUUUAACAUGAGCUUUGUCAGGUUUGGAUCAGUGCUGUGAAUCAGGCCGUCAUGUUUUUCGUGUCAUUGUGGUCAUUGUUUAUUAGCUUCACAGCCUUUCAUUUUAUUCAGAGCUGCUUUACACCAGCAACGUGUCCAGUCACAGGCUGUCUGUGCCACCAGCGUCCAAAUGUCCUGUGUCCUUUUUCUUCUAUAAAUUGGAAGUUGUUGUAUUGUGACAGCGUACAGGUGGACCUUUACACUGCCAAACCCUCAAAGCAACUUCAUACAACGCUAUUGUUUGGUUUUUAACUGAACUGGGCCUGGAGGUAGUGGCUGAUUUUUACACAGGUGCAAAAAAAAAUUCUUUUACCCUUCUGUGCAUUUUCUUGUUUCAAGUAAGAUUAGUUGUGCUUUUCUCGUAUGUCUAAAGCCACUGAAAUUUUAAAUAGAGAUAUAUACGCGCAAAGCAAAAAGCGUUAUUGCAUGUAUUUUAUUCCGAUUUGUAUUUAUUUGGAUGUGAACUGCACAUAUUUUAUAAUUAAGGGAAAAAGUAAGCAUUGAUAAAGAAUUGUAACUGUUUAAAAUUGUAAAAACAUAAAACAGCUUAUUUUUGUAUCUGUGUAAAUACAGCCAAAGUUUUCCAGAACAAGUGAACCAAUAAUAUUUGCUUUAAAUUCUGGCCUUUUUUGUUAAGGACACAUUUAUACAAUUGUACGUCCAUAUGAAAUCUGCUUUACUUCCUAUUUCUUUCAACCUUUCUAUGUGAUGGUUGGAUGCAGAUGUAGCCACAUGUGUUUACUUUGUUCUUGCUUUAGUUUCUUCCUUGUUUUUAGGGUGAUGUUGCGACACCCGUCCUGUGGGCCAAGUCUGCCAGGCUCUGGGACAGGAAGGUUUUAAGACACUAUGGAAGCUGAAGCACACCUGAUUAUGUAUAUAUAUAUUUUUUUUGCUUUUGAUUUAAGGCAAAAUAGAAAUUCUCAGUAUGUAUUAUACAUUACAUAUUGUUUUGAUUCAUUCAGGAAUGUGCUAUAAAUAUCCAUUUAAUAAAGCGAUUUCUUUUGUUAA
Betta splendens (Siamese fighting fish) is the source of this 7322-nucleotide messenger RNA. RefSeq names its product 5'-3' exoribonuclease 1 (gene xrn1). Gene Ontology annotation, biological process: nuclear-transcribed mRNA catabolic process; rRNA catabolic process. Bases 164 to 5275 code for a protein of 1703 amino acids. The record is from RefSeq and is a predicted model, not a curated record. The transcript has 41 exons. Gene Ontology annotation, cellular component: nucleus. Gene Ontology annotation, molecular function: 5'-3' RNA exonuclease activity; RNA binding. Lineage: Eukaryota; Metazoa; Chordata; Actinopteri; Anabantiformes; Osphronemidae.